GCCUUUUAGCCCAAAAUACCCAUAAAAAAAAAACAAGCGCACAUUGCAUCCACAUCAGCCCACAAACAGAAAUCCAGCACGCAAACUGAACAUCCGGGAAACGCAACCUGAUCUGCAAAAGAUGUGGAUGUCUUAUUUCUUUUCUUCCGCCCUUCAAACCCGGUGAUGAUGGAGGAGGAGUAAAAAGCGACAUGAUUGGUGGAUGCAGCCAGUAGAGGAGAAAUGUAAACCCCUUCGUUUUGUUGCAUCGGGGGGGUUGAAAACUGAACGCUCCCCUCUUGUUUUUUUUUUCUCCUCCUUUCUUCAAUGACAGCAGGACCCAGCCGGGCGGUGCGGUGGGAAGCUUCCCCCGGUACGACAAGGAUUUCCCUGCAAGUCUGCGAUGCAGUGAAGGGAUAGAAGAUGAAAAUACACAAAAAGGACAAGCAGCAGAUGUUCACUGGUCUCCUGAAGCACAUGCCACCUCCGGCCUCCGCUGCAGCAGCCUCCUCCUCUGCCUCUGACCAAAACAGUAACGCACAAACCACAGUUCCCACAAUCCCACGGGGACACCUGGUCGUGGGCCCCAAGGACCAACUCCGCCUCCUCACGCCCGUGGGCAGCACGGCGACAUCCAAUCACUGUGCGGCGGCCGUGGCCCAUGCCGCUAAGCACUCCGGAGGAGCCCCACGACCUCCUUCCUCCCUGAGUGAGGAGGAUGAUGGAGGAGGAGGAGGAGGAGGAGGAGGAAGGGUGAAGAAGAAACGAAAGAAAAAGGACAAGAGAGAACGGGAGAAAGGAGGAGGGGAGGGGGGGGAAAGGGAAAGCAGCAAACCAAAGAAACGAAAGGAGGAGAAGGAGGCGACGGUGGUCACACUGAGGAAGAGUAAGGAGCCCAAGGAAGGCAAGGAGCGAAAGGAGCGUAGGACCAAGGGGAAGGAUGGCAGGAAAGAGAGCAGGACAGAGCUGAAGAAUGCGGCAGGGGGGAAAACGGCAGGCGCCACAGGGGCCCCUGGACCAGCUCAGGUGCCUGUUAAGGUGCCUGGCAAAAGAGGAAGAAAACCGAAGGUCAAAGUCCUACCUCCUAUACCCACGAAUCAAGCACCUCCUUCUACCCCAGGUCUCCACACUAAGGUCCCAGUGCAGGUCCACGGCAAGAACCAUGGCCAGGCCAACAGCAAGACCCCAGCCCCCUCUGCGCCAAAACAGAGGGGCCGCAAACCCAGAAAUCCUGGUGCAACGCCGGUGGAGAAGAAGAAGAAGGGAAAGAGGAGAAACCAGGAGUUGGCUGUCCAGGAGGGGGCAGAGAGUGACGACACUACCUCAAUGUCAGCCCUCAACAUGGGUGGAGAGGACAGCCAAGACCCCCUGGAUAACGCGAAGCGGCGUUCAGGGCGUCAGGUCAAGAGGAGGAAGUAUAACGAGGAUUUGGACUUUAAGGUGGUAGAUGAUGAUGGAGAGACUAUCGCAGUUCUUGGAGCCGGUCGCAUCUCAGCGCUCAAUGCCACCGCUCUGGCGUGGCAGGCUGAGGAACCACCUGAGGACGAGGCCAACAUCAUUGAGAAAAUUCUAUCUGUCAGAAUAGUGAAAAAAGAGACUUCAUCAUCAGAGGACCAAGUGGAGGAGACAGAGGAGUUUUAUGUCAAGUACAGAAAUUUUUCUUACCUACAUUGCAAAUGGGCCACUCUGGAAGAGCUAGAGAAAGAUCCCAGAAUCCACCAGAAGAUUAAACGCUUCAGGACCAAACAGGCGCAGAUGAAACACCUGUUCACCGAGCCCGAUGAGGAUUUAUUUAACCCAGACUAUGUAGAAGUGGACAGAGUGCUUGAGGUGGCUGUUACCACAGAUACUGAGACCGGAGAGGAGGUGACCCAUUAUCUCGUUAAGUGGUGCAGUCUCUCAUACGAGGAGGCGACGUGGGAGCUGCAGGAGGACUUGGACCCAGAGAAGAUCAAAGAGUUUGAGGAGAUCCAGAAACUGCCAGCAGACCUCAGACACAUGGAGCGUCCUCCUCCAGAAAAAUGGCAGAAGUUGGAGCGCUCCAGAGAUUACCGGAAUGGAAACCAGCUCAGAGAAUACCAGUUGGAGGGAAUGAACUGGUUACUGUUCAACUGGUACAACAGAAAAAACUGUAUACUUGCAGAUGAGAUGGGGUUGGGAAAGACCAUCCAGUCAAUCACCUUUCUGUAUGAGAUCUUCAACAUGGGGAUCCGUGGUCCCUUCCUCAUCAUCGCCCCCCUGUCCACCAUCACCAACUGGGAGAGGGAGUUUCGCACGUGGACACACAUGAACGUCAUCGUGUAUCACGGCUCGCAGAUCAGCCGGCAGAUGAUCCUGCAGUACGAGAUGUUUUACAGAGACCCACAGGGUAACACUAUCCCAGGUGUGCUGAAGUUUCACGGAGUGAUCACCACCUUUGAGAUGAUCAUGGCUGACUGUCCGGAGCUGAAGAAGCUCCACUGGCGCUGUGUGGUGAUCGACGAAGCCCACCGACUGAAAAACAGGAACUGCAAACUGCUGGAGGGACUUAAACUCAUGAACCUGGAACAGAAGGUUUUGCUGACAGGAACCCCCCUGCAGAACUCAGUGGAGGAGUUGUUCAGCCUGUUGAAUUUCCUGGAGCCGCUGCAGUUUCCUUCAGAAAGCACCUUCCUGGAAGAAUUUGGAGACCUCAAAACAGAUGAACAGGUGAAGAAGCUUCAGGCCAUUUUGAAGCCCAUGAUGUUGAGGAGGCUGAAGGACGAUGUAGAAAAAAACCUGGCGCCUAAAGAAGAGACCAUCAUAGAGGUGGAGCUGACCAACAUUCAGAAAAAAUACUACCGAGCCAUCUUAGAGAAGAACUUCUCCUUCCUGUCCAAAGGAGCAAACCAGCACAACAUGCCCAACCUCAUUAACACCAUGAUGGAGCUCCGCAAGUGCUGCAACCACCCCUACCUUAUCACAGGUGCAGAGGAGAAGAUUCUGGAAAGCUUCAGGAAGAGCCACAGUCCGGACGCGUUGGACUUCCAGCUGCAGGCCAUGAUCCAGGCAGCCGGUAAACUGGUGCUGAUCGACAAGCUGCUGCCCAAACUGCUGGCCGGGGGACACAAAGUCCUGGUCUUCUCCCAGAUGGUCCGCUGUCUGGACAUCCUGGAGGACUACCUCAUACAGAGACGCUACACGUACGAACGCAUUGACGGGCGUGUGCGAGGGAACCUGCGGCAGGCGGCCAUUGACAGGUUCUGCAAGCCGGACUCGGACCGCUUUGUUUUCCUGCUGUGCACCAGAGCCGGAGGGCUGGGAAUCAACCUGACGGCUGCAGAUACCUGCAUCAUCUUCGACUCAGACUGGAACCCGCAGAACGACUUGCAGGCACAGGCACGCUGCCACCGGAUUGGCCAGAGCAAAGCGGUGAAAGUCUACAGACUGAUCACCAGGAACUCGUAUGAGAGAGAAAUGUUUGACAAGGCCAGUCUGAAGCUCGGAUUGGACAAAGCCGUCCUCCAAGACAUCAAUCGCAAAGGAAGCCUCAACGGGGUGCAGCAGCUUUCUAAACUAGAAGUGGAGGAUUUGUUGAAAAAAGGAGCAUACGGAGCACUAAUGGACGAAGAAGACGAGGGCUCAAAGUUCUGUGAGGAGGAUAUCGAUCAGAUACUUCAGAGACGAACUCAGACCAUCACCAUCCAGUCUGAAGGGAAAGGGUCCACGUUCGCUAAGGCCAGUUUCAUCUCAUCUGGUAACAGAACAGACAUUUCUUUGGACGACCCCAACUUCUGGCAGAAAUGGGCCAAGAUCGCUGAGGUGGAGAUUGACUCCAAAUCCGAGAAGGAGUCCUUGGUGAUCGACACGCCUCGGGUGAGGAAACAGACCCGUCACUACAACUCCUUCGAGGAUGACGAGCUGAUGGAGUUCUCAGAGCUGGACAGCGACUCGGAGGAGCGGCCGUGUCGGACUCGCCGCCUGGGUGAACGCAGCAGGCGGUACCUCCGUGCUGAGUGCUUCCGGGUUGAAAAGAACCUGCUCAUCUUCGGGUGGGGUCGGUGGAAGGACAUCCUAAACCAUGGUCGGUUUAAAUGGCACCUGGCAGAGAGAGACAUGGAGGUGAUCUGUAGGGCUCUGCUGGUUUACUGCCUGAGACACUACAAAGGCGAUGACAAGAUCAAGAGCUUCAUCUGGGAUCUGAUUGCACCCACCAAAGAAGGCCAGGACCAGGCGCUGCUCAAUCACUCUGGUCUAUCAGCUCCAGUUCCUCGGGGUCGGAAGGGGAAGAAGCUGAAGAACCAGCUGAAUGUUCCUGAGGUGAAGAACGCUGACUGGCUUGUCCACUGUAACCCUGAGGUGGUGCUGCAGGAUGAGAGCUACAAGAAACACCUCAAACAACACUGCAACAAGGUGCUACUGAGGGUGCGGAUGUUGUACUACCUGAAGGUGGAGGUUUUGGGUGAGGCCGCCAAUCAAGCGCUAGAGGGGAUACCUGCCAGUAAACUCGAGGUGCCACUACCUGACAUCGACUACAUAGAGAUUCCAGCUACAUGGUGGGAUACCGAAGCUGACAAGUCUCUUCUCAUAGGAGUCCACAAACACGGCUACGAGCGGUACAACGCCAUGCGUGCGGAUCCAGAUCUGUGUUUCCUGGAGAGAGUGGGAAUGCCAGACGUCACGGCGCUGUCUGCUGAACAAGGAGGAGGGGAGGGGGUCCCUGACAUGGCUGACAGCGUGUGCAAAACUGAGGAGGCGAAGGACGACACUGAAAGCAAAGCUGAUGGAGGGGAGGAUAGAGACGAGAGCAGCAAGGGAGAGGAAACCUGCUCCAGCACAGAUACCUCAGAAAAGCCUGACAGCACUGGUCCAGACUCCCAGAUGUCCGGUGACUUGUGCGCCCAAGAUGGAACACUGGUCACCACCACGACGACAACAGGAACAGGGACCGGAGUGGCUGCUCUCCAUGUUGUUCAAGCCCGGCCCCUCUGGCCCACUGGCCCCGCCUUGACGGCCCGUUUACGGCGCCUGAUCACCGCCUACCAGCGCUUCACGCUGCGCCGUGAGCCGCUGCUCAGGCACGACUUCCUGCUUCACGACGGCCUCGUUGGCAUGGGGCUCGGAGGAGCUGGAGCUGCUCACAGUCAUCACGCUGGUGGGCCGCUGGCGUGGCAACUGGGUGAAGAGCUGAGGCGGUGUUCUGUGGUUGCCACCGAACCUGACCCCCUGUUUCUAGAGUGGCAGAGAAGGUGGACCCGUCGAGAACAAGCAGAUUUUUACCGCACUGUGUCAUCAUUCGGGGUGGUGUACGACCCAGAGAGGAAAGCCUUCGACUGGUCCCAGUUCAGAGCACUGGCCCGACUAGAGAGGAAGACUGACGAGAGUUUGGAGAGAUACUUCAACUCCUUUGUCAACAUGUGUAGGACAGCCUGCAAGCUGCCUCCAAGGAAGGAAGAAGGUUUGGUGGAUCCCACUGUGCUUGUAGAGCCUCUGACAGAAGAGAGAGCAGCCCGGACUUUAUACCGCAUCGAGCUGCUCCGCAAGAUCAGAGAGCAGGUUCUCCGUCACCCGUUACUCUCGGCUCGCCUCCAGCUGUGCCGCCCCUCCCUCUACCUCCCGGUCUGGUGGGAGUCUGGCAAACACGACCGUGACCUCCUCAUCGGGGCGGCACGCCACGGCUUGAGCCGCACUGACUUCUACAUCCUGAACGACCCCCAGCUGAGCUUCCUGGAGGCUCACAGGAACUACGUCAGGGGACACCCCUCUCAUCUUCAUCCUCAAAGUCAUCAUCACCCUCACCAUACCAGCUUGGCGACUCAUCCUGGCAUCUCGUCUUCAUCCUCCUCCUCGUCUCAUCCGCAGCUGCCUCAUCCUCACUGCUGUCUGUAUGAUUCGGGUCUUGGUCGCCACUCUCCUCAGCCUCCUGAAUAUCCCCACCAGUCCUCUCACCACCACCAUCAUCACCACCAGCAUCACCCUGCACCUCCAUCGGCUCCUUCUCCUUCCUCCUCGUCUUCCUCCUCCUCUCACCCUCACCUCCACCCUCCAACAUUGGAUGCCCACAAUUCUGCCUCACCAAGUCUGGGAAUAGUUCCUGGGUCACGAGGAGAUUUCCUUGACUGUCCUCCUUUGGAUGAAACCCUGGAGCUGGGUUCGCUGCACCAUGACGCCAUGUCUGCCGAUGUUUUACAUGGAGGGAAGGCAUCCAAAGAUGCCCUCAACGGUUUCCCUUUCAAUUCAGCUGCAGGUGGUCAAAGCAUGCUCAACUCGUAUGGUGUAGGGGGAACAGACCUUGAUUCAAAACUAAGGAGUGACGUGCUGGUUGGUGAGCAGGGCUCCUCAGAGGAAACUGGGCUGAUGGCGCCAUCAGUGGAGCUGGAUCAGUUACAGGCUCCCUGGGACAGUACUGACCACUCCAGUCCAGCUCACCACAUGUUCAAUGAAUCCGAUCCAAUCCUGGGUCCUUCCACUCUGGAGACUGGCUUUCUGGAGGAGGAGGAUGAGGAAGCACAGGGGGGAGACAGAGGAGGAGAGGAAGGUGGAACUCUGGAGGAGUGUUUGGGCCUCCCACCCUCAUCCUCUCCUUCCCACCCCUCUGCAGGGGAUUCUGUGGAGCCGCUGUCCUCAAGUUACAUGCUCUUCAAGGACAUUGGUGUGAGCGAAGAACCCAGCGCAGAUCAAACCGAUCUGUCAGCGAGCCCCCCUCCGCCCUACGUCCCCCCUCCUCCCCUCUCUCUGUCUGACAUCACUGCCCACGAGCCGCAGGAUAGGCUGGGCCACUCUGAUGUUGCUGAGAGCCUGAACAAUCCUGUGGAGGAAGGAGAAGGCCAGGAAGGAGGCGCUGGGUUCGAGUUUGAUGACAAGGAGGAAGAAGUGGAAGACUUGUCGAGGGCAACCAUGGAGCAGAACAUGAAAAAACAAAGAGAUCAAAGUCUGGAAAGAGAGGAGUGUGAUGCAGACCAAGGUGCAGACCAAAGUUUGGGAGUCUUGAAUCCACCCAUGGAAGUCCCACAGAUGGACGGGAUAGAGCCAGAGCCAGGUCUUGGAGAACAGAACGAGAGGAUGGAGGUCUCAAACCGACUGUCUCAAGACCUUCAGGAGAGCUUUGACCAAGCAGAGCAUAAAGAGGAGUUACCGCAAGGCAUGCACCCUUAUCUUGGGAAGCUGGAACAGGAGGGUAGCCUUGCAUAUCCUGAGUCUAUUGAAGAGCCUGGGGAGGAAGUGGAUGGGUUGAUUUUGUAUCAGACAGUGGAGACAAUGGAAAACUCUCUUGACACUGAAACAUUGAUGGGGAACGCGACUGGAGAGUUUGUGCAAGCGAGAGGAAUUCCAGAAAAUUCCAUAGAGGAUAGUCCAGUGGAGGACACAGAUCUUGCAGAUCAAGUGGAUGAGAUCUCAGAGGGGCAGAUGGCUCAUGUUUCUCUUAUGGGUGUUCCAAUGGUUCAACCCUGUGAUGAAAUGGCAAAAAAGGCAGUGAAACAACUAGACGCCAAACCCAAUGAGAUGGAGCUGGGGAGUAUUUACUCAGAAUACACACAACCCUCCUACCCUGCUACUUCUGUCUCAUCCCCUAUAGUAGCAUCAAAGCCUGAUGAAACCACCACAAAGAGCGACAGUGGAGAUGGAGUCAAAACCGAAGUCUCCAUGGAUCAGGAAAACUAUGAAGGUACAGUUGAAGAUCUGAACUUACCAGAUGGCAGCAGAGACUGUAAGAAUAGAAUCCUGACAUUCUCCCUUGAUCAGGACAACAAAGACAAUCUGCUUGAGCAAAAUGAAAUCAAAAUGGCACCUACUCUACCUGUAAACAGCAUUGACACAAAGCCAUCUGAUCUUAAUUUUUCUCUUCUACCAGACAGUGGCGGUGAGAAGAAAACACAGCAAUUGGAGCUGCCAAUCAAGUUAGAGAAGACCAAGACAGAGACUCUUGAGGAUGUCUACCCUGACAGCUCUGAAGUCAAACAUGGAAAAUUCCUGUCCUACGCCGUUAAGUCAGAAGUAUUGGUGACCAAAGUUGAGCAGUUAGACUAUCCUGUCAAACCAGAAACACCGGAGACCAAACCUGAAGAUCUAAGCCUUCCCAUGAAGCCUGAGAGACUAGACCGUAAACCUGAAGUUCUCCAGUUUGCAGCUUAUUCAGAUGGCGCCGAAAUCAAACCUGAAGCAAAGCCAGUAGCUCUCGGGUUUGCUGCUUAUACAGAUGGAACCAAGCUUAAGACUGAGACAAAGCCAGAAGGUUUAAGGUUAACAGCCUUUCCUGACACGUCUGCCAUCAAGCCUGAAGCCAAGCCAGAGGGUCUGGAGUUCACAACCUACCCAGACAGCUCUGAGAUUAAACCUGAGGCCAAGCCAGAGGGCCUCGAGUUUAGAGCAUUACCCGAAAUCAAAGCUGAGACGAAGCAAGAGCUGUUGGAGGCUGAUAGCACAGUCCUGACCCCAAAGCUCGAGCAGGCGGAUGGGCUGGUGGACACCUCGGGAAGUCUGGUGGUGAAAGGCCAAGUGAAGGAGGAGAGGCCAAAUACACCAGUGCCUGUGGUGGAAGGUUAUGUGAGCAGCCCCAGGUUUUCAGCUCCUAUUUCCAUGUGUGAGAUUCCUGACAGCCUCCAUGACACCAGGGAGCCAACCAUCGCUCAGCUGUUACAGGAGAAAGCACUUUACUCUUUUUCUGAGUGGCCGAAGGACCGGGUUAUCAUCAGCCGCCUGGACAGCAUCUGCCACGCCAUCCUGAAGGGGAAGUGGCCUUCAUCAAGUGAGCAGUACGACUCGCCCGGCUCCCUGGCUGCCAACUCCUGCCUGGCCAACAGUUUAGCGCAGCACCAGCACCACCGAGCGGGCUUCCUCCCCACCACGGCCUCAAGCUCCGUCCCAGGCCAGGCCAGGGUUCAGCAGACGAACUCUGGGCUGGGGUUCUCCAUCCCUCCCCCUCUCACAAGACUACCUAAGUACAUGCAGCGGGGCGGGGCAUGUGGGCGCGGAGCUUGGCGCCUCACCUCCUUGCCUCUCUUACAGGAGAGGCUCGUGGCUCCUCCCUAUCUCCCCGAGCUCAAACGAGCGGGUGGUCGGAGGUCUUACGACUAUGAAGCUGCUGCCGCUGCAGCCGCUGCCAAGGUUUUAGCUGGGAAAUCCGCAUCUUCAUGCCAUACUGCUACCACCACAAGCUCCAGUGGUGCUACUUCGGUGGUGGCCCCACCCUCUCACCGUACAGGAGCCAUGUUGAUUAAUGGUUGGCAAGAAGCAGCCAUUGAUCUAACUAAGUCGUCCGGAGAAAUAAGCACCACCAGUGGCAUUGGGACAGGAGAAGCUGUGGUUGCACCAGGAAUCAGCCACCAUGGUGCUGGCAGCAGUCAUAAGCUGCCGCCACCACCCCCCAUCACAGCGCCAUUAACAGGUUCUGUGGGAAUCGACAUGGCCGGGAUACUGCAGGCCGGGCUCAUCCAUCCUGUAACGGGGCAAAUAGUUAACGGAAGCCUGAGGGGAGAUGACUCACUGAGGAGGAGGAGAGGGAGGAGAAGAAACGUGGAAGCACUGUACUCUGAGUUCACCAAGAGUAGAGGACUGCACCUCCCAGAGACACAGGGCCGGGUGGAGGUGAUCAGCCACUCCUCCGUCUCCUCCUCUACCUCCUCGCCAUCCCCCUCUCCUUCAGAGCGACCUGCUGGCCCUCCCACACCGUCCUCCUCUUCUACGCCCACCCCCACCCAGACGCCUCCUCAGCCAGAGAUCGUGGCCAUCGACAGAGAGGCAGCCAGCAAAGGUCUGAUCGAGUGGCUGAGACAGAAUCCAGGCUACAGCAUGGAUCUCCCCACAUUCGCUCAUUCUGGAGCAGGUCUGUUACAUAGUUUUGUAGAGCGUCCCAAGCAGAGGAGGCAUCGCUGUAAAGACCCCACUAAGCUGGAUAUUAACUCUUUGACGGGGGAGGAAAGGGUUCCUGUUGUGCACAGAGGCACCGGACGCAGGCUUGGUGGUGCUAUGGCCCCGGCCAUAAAGGAGCUUUCCAGGUGGCUGGAUGCCAACUCGGAGUACUAUAUAGCUCCAGACUGGGCUGAUGUGGUCAAACACUCUGGUUUCCUCCCUGAGGGGAAGUUCUCUCGGAUCCUGACAGAACCAGUCAACAGAGACCCGGGCUCUCGGCGCCGUGGACGGCGACCUCGCAGUGAGAUGCCUAAGCCCCUCCUGUCUGUCUCAGAUUCCACCUCAUCUGGCCUCGGCCCCCCUCUCUUCAUGAACGGCGGAUUGAUUGGCAGCAUGGACUCCAUGGUGGCCAUGCAGAACCUCCGUGGUGGUAUUCCUGGAAUUCCUAUCUCCGGGAUCAUGGCAGCUGGAUUCCCACAUGGUUUCUCUGCAGCCGUCCAAGCGGGAGGAGCUGGAGCGUCGGCAGAGGAUGCCAAGAACGGGUUGAGUAUGUUACCCAUGAUGCUGCAUGGCAUCCCACAUCCCCAUGGGGCUGCGAUCCCGCAACACGCCUUGUUCAGCGUCAGCGCAAUGAUGGCGCACACGCCGCCGCCACCUUCUCCUCACCCCAGCUCCUCCUCUUCCUCUUCAUUGUCUGCUGCAAAGGUCACCACGACAACCGCACCGUCUACAUCUGAGGCAGCCAGCCCCUCGUCGACAACACCUGCGGAGAGAGAGAGCACCGUCUCUUCUGGCUCAGGUGGAGGUGAAAAUGAGAGGAUCCGGGAAGAGAAAGGAGCAGCGGAAGCCAACAAAAGACCAGGAGGGGUGGAGGCAGCAGCCAUCAUUACCAGCAGGGCCCAUCUUGGCUCUGCACAUCUCGGAGCUGGCACCGGCAGCCAUCUUACCUUCAACCCCUUCCUGAUCCCGGGCAUGUCCCACGGCCUGUUAUACCCACACAUGUUCUUGCCACACGGUGGCAUCAUGGCGCUGCCCGCUAUGCCUCCUGGUGCAGUAGAUGGCUCCCCGGGCAGUCCCAAGAGGAGGAGGAAGAGAGGGCGGGAGGAGGGGGAGAGAGAGGAGGAGAGGGAGAAGGCGGCGACGGGAAAGGUAGAGGAGAGAGAAAGUACAGUUAAGGCUAGUAUUACCUCCCACCCAGCAGCCUCCUCAUCUCCCCGCAUCCCCUCUACCUCGACUCCAGACCCGGGCCUGUCUCCGACUGAAGAGCCCCAGACUGGGCAGGGAGAUGAAGUGGAUGGGUCUGCAGAGCCCCAGGAACCAGACUCCCAUAACCAUCCUGAGGGAGCAGCAACAGAGGAGAAAGAGGAAAGAUUAGAGGACACAGGAGGAGAGGCAACAGAGGAGGAGAAGCAGGACACUGAGGAGCAGAGACAGGUGGAAGGAGAGGAAGCAUAGAGGAGGAGAAAACUGCAGAGGACAGAGAGACAACCACUUCCUGCUCUCUCCUCCUGUCUCCUUUGUUGCUCUCUUUCUCGACUGAGCAACAGUGUAAAGUUUGUGCCGUGUCUGUCAGUCAAUGUCCAUGUAAAGACUUUUAUUAUGAUGAUGACUAAUAAUAAUGAUGAUAAUAAUUAUAUUCAACUUGGUUAUGUUUAUAUACCAAGACCCCACCCACCCUCCACUCCCUCCUUGUAUACAAAAAAAUCUAGUGUAAGAAAUGAUCUUCUGUGUAUUCUUCCCCUUCAUUCUGCAUCGAGACUGUGUCGGGAGGGACACUUCUCAACAGGAACACACACACACACACACACACACACACUGCAGGCAAGAUGUGACCAAGGAGCGGCUUUGGCAGUAAUAUUGAUCCGUUUUUAAGCUCAAAGUGAUCCAAGAUGAUCUGUUGCAAAGUUUUGGUUUGGUGUGUUUGCAUGGACAUGAGGAUGACAAUGGAGAGUUGUGGCACAGCUGUCAGAAAUAGUUCUCUAAGUUCGAAUUUCUCAUCACAGUUUGGAAAUUAAGAGAAGCUCAAACAGAGGAGCCUGUUCACCAGAGUACUGUCUUGUUAUUUUGAUUUCUGGCACACUCCACUAAAUUGAGUGAUUUGUUUUGGGAGUUUCACUGUGCAAUGUUCAAAAACCUGCAGACUCAAUUAACCUGGAAGUGUGUCUUGGUAACACUGAAGAGUCUGAACCAGCAUUCCCAGAUACAUGUGACACUAAAAUACCUUUUCCUAGUCGAUACUGGGGGAAAACAGUGAUAAACAUUAACCUAAUAUGCAAGAGCUACUCAACCAAGAAAACAGACAGCAGCCCAAAUACAUUUCAGAAUGUAGCCCUUUUGAAAAUCUCUGAAUCACCUUGAUGUGGCUCCCAGAAUAAAAUUACAUUUAGUACAUUUUAAGAAAGCAGCCAAAUCAGAAAAAAAAAGUUUAUUAGAUUUUUACCUACAAAAAUUGAGAAAGUUGUGACUGUAAUAUUGACUAGAAGGUCAAAAAAGUCACAAUACAAGUGAGGUUAAUAAAUCCCAGGCAUGAAUGUUGUAUCUUAAUUAUAAGAUAGCAUUAUCUGCCAGCCCCAUUCGUUUUAGAUACGAUCAUUCAUAUUAUUUUUUUGCCUAUAACUUUAUUAUUAUCAAUGCUUAUUGUCAAUGCUAUGCCAUUGCUGCUAUAACUUCUUUUUAAAAGAGGUUCAGAGAGUUCAAAUGUAAUUUACUCUCACACUAGAAUAAUAAUCCAGAUUCCAGGAACAGGAAAUGUUGAGUGCAACAGAUAUUCAGAACAAGAACUCCACCUUCUCAUUUGCUUUCACAGAUAAAAGCAGAGAACAAUCAUGAGAUUCAUUUGUUUUAUUACUUUUUAGAUCAUGUAAUGAUUUUUUUUUUUUUUUUUUGUAACUCAGACACAAAGUCACUUUGAGAGAUUGCCCUUCAAGUGUUUAGACCUAAAGAGCUCAGUCAGGCCACCAGGGGGUGGUACGAGGCAGAUUUGAUUGUGUCGUUUCCUGCAAACAAGGGGUGGAGUGAGGGAUUGUGUGAGAAAAGAGAAGAAUAGGUGGGGUUUUUUUCUGCCCUGGGGUUGCUUUUAACUGAGUCCCAAAUGGAAUUAACUUGCAGCAAAUCAAUGAAACAGUGGCUCAUCAUGAAUAGUGCAAAAUGACUGCUGCAAAAUGUUUGCAAUCAUGACCUGUAGCAUCACGUCUUUUUUUUUUUUUUUUUGCCAUACUGUCCUCAACUCACUUUUUUCUCAGUGUGGGAUUCUGUGUUCAGAGAGAUAUUAUCUGCGUUGUCAACCAUCUGUCCAGUGAAAGGGAAUAGUCUGUUUUUUAGGAAUGAAGAACAGAUCAGAUAAAGCAGGAAGAGGAGGGAUACAAAGCAGUGUGAAUCACUCGGGUUGAGUGCCUCGUCGUUGCUGUUUGGCUCAUUUCUUUUCCUCAGAUUAGUUUUAAUAGCAGUUCAUACUAAGAGUUUCUAAAUAUGUAAAUCUAUCGCUGUAUAUUGCAGGUUUUUUUUUGUUUUUUUUUAAAGCACACAAUUUCUUUCUUUCGCCUUUUGUUUGUUUCUCCAUUGGGGGAAAAAUACUUGACAAAUGCGAGGGGGGGUUUUGCAUUGAGGUUAGUCCCAGUGUUUUCUGUAUCAAACAGACUGUACUGUACAUUAAAUGGAUGCAAGUUGCUGGUUUUAUUCAGUCCUUUCAGAACAGGGUCUGUAUUUUGGGGGUAUGUCAAAUGUUUCUGUUUAUGACGUUGGACUUCACUUUUUUGUUUUCAUACAUGAAAACAUUAUUUUUGCACAAUGUCUUUUUGUGAAUGUUAACCUGUUUCUGUACUGUCUUGUAAUUCCUUUAUGUGUGUGUGAGAGUGUGCGUGAUAAUGGGAGAGAGAGAGUGUCUGUGUGCAUGCAUGCGCACACGUUCUGUUGUGGAGCUGUGUUUCUACUUCGGUCUCAUCCUUACAGGUCACAUUUCUUGGGGGGGAAAAAAAACAUAGUUGUUGCCUUGUCACAAGUUUGUGGCUACAUAUAAUUUAUUAUACUUUUCUUUUGCUUUGCCAAACUUUCACCAAAUAUGACAUUCUUUCUCUUAGUUUCAUUAUGUAUUAUUCAAAGUAAAAUGCCUUAUUUAGCUAGUAUUUUUUGUAUAGAUGUUCUGUUACAUCUCCAUAUAGAGACAUGUUAUCGUGUUUGUGUUCAGUUUGUCCUUUGCCUGUAUGCGUACACGGCCUUGGUGAUGUGCAUUAUCUUCCAAAGCCAACAGUAAUGUGAAGGUUCCACUGUCCAAAUCACUACGUUGAUUCCCAAAAGUCAAUCAGUCAUCCCUCAAAGCACAAAUGGAGAGUUAACAAAAAGUGACUGUUUUCUUACCAGUGCCUCUAAAAUUACUUUGAAUAGUUUGUCUUUUUGUGGGCUUCACUUGCGCACUAUGUUGACAUCACGUUUCCAUAGUGACAUCAUCCUUGGGAAAGUGAUAAACAUUUGAAAAUGUAGCUCUUUGUUGGAUUUCACCAUUAGCAGAUGAUGCCAUGCUGUUUAUUAAAGGGGAAUUCUGGAUUCUUUUUCAAACUUGGUCUUAUAUACUUGUCCAUUAUGAUUAUUUGUCAUGAUAAUAUUUUACUCCGUUACCAAGUCCAUUGUAGAGAUUUGGAAAACCCCAGCAAGAUGUCAUUUGGAGUGAGGAGUGCAAGCCUUCUACAGCUUUUUAAAUAAUUUUUAGCAGAAACACUUAUUUGGGGCCGACCAAAAGUUAAACACACAAAGUAGUCUACUGUAAAUCCCUAUAACUGUUCUAGCGAACUGCAUAGCACAGUGGAACCACUUCUGGGUCAGUUUGCCGGCACUUUAGCCUUCCUUCUAACAAAGCUGCCUCUCACACUGCUCUGAAAAAGAAUGUAAUGUCAUGGUUCAGAUGUGGGCAAUAAAUAGAAAUUCAGCAAACCAAUCACAAACCGUAAACAAUCGGAGAGCAGUGCUGUGGUUUGUAGUCCGGUAUUGUUUUAAUGCACUUAACUGGAGGAUAGCCCACCACUAGAGUAAUGACUUCUCCAUAUCCAUUUACACAGUACGUCUAUCAAAUAAUUUCAAAUUCUCACAGUCAAAGUUGAACAAAGAUGAACUCUUGACUCGACUCUUGACAGCCACAGAUUACACCCAAAUGGGAAAUAAAUCCGUGAAUUCGUCUUUCAGGCUUCAAUUGAAGUGACUGGCAGAUGAAGCAAAUAUUUCUGGAUAUUGGUGUUUGGAUUGAAUAUUUGACAGUACCUUUACCUACCAUACACAUUGGUUUGUUAACAUUUUUGUUAGGUGGUGGCUUGCUCUUGAGUUACUGUGCAUGCUAGAGAAGUAGCAGCAAACAUAGUUCUUUUUUGUUCUUUUGUUCUCUUCUUUUUUUUAAAUUUGAUUUGAUUCAUAAAGAAAUUUGUCUCUUUCUCUGUCUGACUGCCAAUUAUCUAAAGUCGAUCAACCAUAGCAAGUAAAUACUCAAUACCCAGUUGGAAGAGCGAAAGACACAGAAUGUAGCCAAACUAUUGGUCAGUAAUGAAUAAAAAAAAUCAAAAAUAUAGCUUUGGGUCUCCAAUUUUGCUGCACCACUAGGGUUCUGAUGGGUCGGGCAUGACAGAAGUGUGUACAGCCCGGAUUGGGAUUUCAGUUUUAGGCCUGUGCAGAACUCUAAGCAAACAUGAUAAGAGGGUUCAUUUCUGUGCAUAGAUUUAAUUGACUGAGACUAUAUGAUGCAUGGGGAUGAAUGCUGCUGCCCAGCUGCUAUGCAAUUUACUACAGUAGUUGCAGGGAUGUCCAGGGGACUAUUGUCUGCAGUUACUUUCAAUUGGCCGCAAAGACAAGUGUUUAACAUAAUUUCUGUGGAACUGAAUUUGGAAAGCUGUAGGAGGUUAUGCUUCUUAUCACAGCGUUCAGUGUCUCAAAUCUCUCCAACAGAGUUGUCGAGACGCAGUUUGUGAAAUACUAGAAUUUCCCUCUAGGAUGGCUGUUUAAUCCCAUACCAUUCUCUUACUGCAUGAGGCCUUCUGUUUGGUAUCUAGCACAUCUAGGAUGAUAAUGCACACACAGUAUGUAUCCAGCUCAAGUAUUUGAUUGUUAUUGUGUGUUUGUUGAGAGUUCUGGAGAAACAUGCAUCAGUAAAUCAGAAGCGGAAGCUAGUUGUUAUGUACCACAGCUAAAUUAUCUAAAAGGUUUAAAAGACAAAAAACAAACGUUUAAUUCCACAGCUCAUGUAUGCACAUCAUUUCCUGUUACUGGCUUGUUCUUGUGUAAAAACUUGAAACAAAAUCGUAGGUGCAGUAUGUGACAACAGUUAGAGGUCAGUGAAGGCGAUGGCUCUGUAUUGUCUGUUCAUGUCACACCAUGCCUUCUUUAACAGUGUUCUUUCUUUUCAUUGAAGUCCUUUUGGUUAACUUAAAUGUUCUUCAGAAUGGUCACCUCAAAAUGUUGUAAACGUUUAUCUCUUAUCAUAAAUAAUGUAUUUAUUGUAUAGUUCUUGUCUUUACAUCGUUGUCUCAUGACUGAUUAAUGGUUGCUUUUGUUACUCUUGAUCGUCUCAUGAAAGACAAAAGCAUUUUGGUUCACAUGGAAGUUAAACUAUCUGCUUUUCUUUGUAGCCCUCGUCACCUGCUAAUCUGCUUUUUAGACGUAAUUACAUGGUAAAGAGUUCCUAGAAUACCAUCUCAUUAUUUUCCCAACAUAGUUUGGGGAACCAAGCUAUAUGUGCCAUACAAUAAUAAUCCAGUCUAAGUGGAUUUUUGGGCUGAAACAACUUUUAGAAUCCUUUCCCAGGACCCAGGAUGCAGCUAACAGUUGAUCCAAAUUAUAAAAUGUACAUUUGUGUACAUUUGUGUUGUAGGAGAAAAUGACUGAAAACUAGCAGUUCUGGAGGGGACGUGGUAGUUAAUCUGCCCUGCUUCAGAAACUACAUACCUGAACAAGAAAGCAGGCGUAGAUUUACACAGUUUAAACUCCUGUGAAUAUUUUUUGAGGGAAAUUGUCUUACUUUCCUGUUGUUUUCUUGGUAUUUUUUUUAAAUCAAAAAUACUGGAUUGGAUUGUUAUUCAUGUAGCUACAGUUGCAGAAUCAUCAUUUAGAUUUAAAAUAUUUACAACAUCCAUAAAUGCCAAUUAACGACUCACUAAAUCAAAGGACAGAUGCUGGACUUCGUGGCCUGUUUAAAAUGAUAUUGCCUGAGAAAUGUUUUACCAUCUUGUAAUCUUGUAGGUAAUCAAACCAUCACAUGCUGGUUCUACUGUUUGACUUGCACAUGACAGACCGCCUGGUUUUGACCGCCUGCAUUACCACCAUCACACUGUUGUUGAUUACAUUGGGGGCUGCUGGGUUUUGUCUUUGUUUUGAAGACUGGCCUUUAUUUAUUUGGAGGGUCCAUAUUCAGGCCUCCUGGGAAAUAUCUGCCCUGCUGAAGUGUCCUUAAGCAAGACACUGAAUCCCUGUCAGCUGAUUAGUAGCUGACUGUGACCUUUGACCUCCCUGGAGAAGGCGGCCAGUUUCGGUUUGUAAUAGGAUGAAGGUCAUAAAAUCUAAAACAAAGAAAGAGAAGGGGAAUGUAGCCAGGUCAUGUGAUACUCUGUAACCUCUGAGAGCCGACAAAAUCCAAACACUCGCCAAAGGUUUUGCUCAGAUUCGGAACACAGAGGCAAACAGGAUGAACAGAUGUGUCACUUAAAUGCUUAAAUCGAAUGUUGUUCCAUCAAAAAUUUAAACAUCAAAAACUAUUUUACAAAAAGUGAGAAAAACCUUGUGUUCCAUCUGAAUUCAUUGCAGGCUGAUUUCACAGACACUGAAAUAAGAAUUACAGCUUCUGGACUUAUCCCCAAUGCAAUAUUUAGAUGUCAUGUGUUUAAGACUUCACUGCAACGCUUGGGUUCUUGCAAUUCCCACGUACAGUAAGCUUACAAAAAUUUGAUGUUCUGUUUCUGCAAAAUGAGUGUCACAGCGUGUCACAGGGGCUGCCUGAAUAAAUUAGGAAACAUAAGCUUAUAAAACUAUAAUCAGACUACUAUGACAUUUUCACUCAUACAUUUUUCGUGAGCUAGUUUUUAGCUUAUGGUACACAUUUGUUUUUAAGAGGCAUGCUGAAGGGAAUCUAACUUUUGAAGCAAUCUCAACACUUGAUCAUUUGUUAGAGAACAACAGCACGACCACGCAACUUAAAACCAAGAAUUAAUUUUUGACUAACUGAAAGAAAGCUGGGGAAGAAAAAAAACACCUCCUCCUAAUUCAUGUCUGUGAAACCACCCAGCUCAGCAUUACAAAGAUACGGCAAGCUAAAUAAUACGUGACUGUUCACAGCCCCUGUACUAGCGACGCUGAACCAAGUGCAAAGUAGUCCACAAGGAUGUUCUUCUAAAACGUGGAGAAAAGACAAUAACUGGCUGCUCCUGAAGUCAGAAACCUGAUCAUUACUAAGUAAGUUAUGUGGUGGGGUUUUUAAUCUUUUUCCUUUUAUUUUUUUUCUUAUUUGUAACUAUAGCUCUCUGUAUUCCCAUGUGGACCAAUCUCAUGAGUCAAAACAUGGUAUGUGUGAUCUUUUAUUGUGCAAUAAAAGAUGACUUUCAACUUUC
This is a messenger RNA of Siniperca chuatsi (mandarin fish), 18359 nucleotides long. It is a transcript of the gene chd6, whose product is annotated as chromodomain helicase DNA binding protein 6. The coding region runs from base 403 to 11241 and encodes 3612 amino acids. Gene Ontology annotation, molecular function: ATP binding; ATP-dependent chromatin remodeler activity; protein binding. Lineage: Eukaryota; Metazoa; Chordata; Actinopteri; Centrarchiformes; Sinipercidae. The record is from RefSeq and is a predicted model, not a curated record. The transcript is spliced from 45 exons.